CUGGUUUGAUACUGUGGUGAAUUACAUCUAAUUCUGUUCUUUUGAGGGGAAAAAAUAAGUAAUUUUUUGUCCACACUUCUCCUUUGCAGCUCUGGUGCACCCUGACCAUUUCCCUGCCUCUCAGGCUCUGGGGAAAAUGUGAAUAGUUGUGAAAUAAGCUGUUGGAUGACCGUGUUGCCAAAGCAAUGGCCUCUCAGGAAUUCACUGUGUUAUACACUCACCAAAAGAUGAAAAAAGCAAAAACAUGGCAAGACGGAAUUCUGAGGGUUAGAACUGGCAGAAAUCAGGCUACCUUGUUUGAUGAUAAAGGACAAUGUCUGGAGAGUAUUUUUAUAAAAUCUCAGGUGACUCCUGGAGAUGAUUUUGAAAGUGAGCGAUAUUUGAUCACAGUUGAAGCAGUCAGAGGGGGUGAAAAGCCCUCUCAAGACCAGCCAAAGAAAGCAGAAGCUCCAGCAGUGGAUAGAAAUGGUGUAAAACCUGGUCUUCUACCCCCAAGACAUCUCCCUGUCGGCUUGAAAAGGAAGUUUACGGGGUUCCAAGGGCCACGCCAAGUUGAGAAGAAAAUGCCAGCCAUGGAAGAGGAAGAAAAACCAACAGUGUUGCCUUUAUCUAAGGAGUGCCAAGGGAGUUUUCCAUCCAAGUUCUAUAUCAGCUCUCCAUUAUUUUCCACAAUUUGCAAGAAGGAUGCAGAAGCAAAUCCCUCUGCAGGCUGUCGGGAAGAGAGAUGGAGGGACAAUGGCAGAGAAGAAAUGUCUGUGUCCUCGCUGCUUUCAGCACCCUUUAGUGACAGCUGUGAGGAGACAGAGAAGCCAAACUCCCACCAGUUUGUUGUGAAGCCAGACUCUCCUCUCCUUACUGGGCACGCUGGUCCCGGGGCAGUGUCCCACCACAUCAGGAGCACAGCACAGAUAAUCGCUCUUCUGAAGUCCAAACCAGCACAAGGACACGGGGAGCAAACAUCUGGAGUCACAGGUUGCCUUUCCAGGUUUCAGGCAGCAGAAAAUGCAGAUUUAUGUGACAGAAAAAGCCCCGUCCUCCCUGCUUUUUCAGGCGACCCUGCCAAAGGACUCGUUCUAGAUACUCAGCACCUGCCUUUUAGACAGGGAACUGUAAAUGAUGAAAAGGACUGGAAGGCUCAAAGGCUUCCAGAUUCAGCUGAACAACCUUGUGGUGGAGCAGUCACAGGACAGAGACAAGACAAAAAGGUAAAUAAUUUAAGUCAAGAUUUACAGGAUCACUGCAACACAAAUAGUUACUUCCUACCUGAGUCCACUGUAAGUAGAACGAGUGACAGUGAGUUUGUCCCAUCCUCAGGUGACAUUUCACUUUCAGCAAGUCCAACUGCCUUUGAAAACAAUCCCUUUGGGUACAGGGAGCAUUCAGGGACUGACAGGGAGAAUUUCUCAGUGAAGUUGGAGAGUGAGCUUCAUCCAAGACCACAUUCAGAGGGAGUGUCCCCGGAGCUCUCUGGGGAUGUGACAUGGACUGAAGCUGGAAUUGUGAAGGAGGAGUCUGGUUUGCAGGACUCAGACUCUAGUCCUGAUGGGGAACUGAUGGAGGUUAGCUUUAACCUAAUGGAGACUUUUGAUUUUAAUGACACAGACAAUGAAGAUGUGUGUGAAAGAGAAGGGAAGGACUUGCCUGAGGGAGACUCUUCACAGAGCCCAGGUUGCUUACAGGGAGAAGAUGUAGCACAAGAUGCUGCAUUGAGGCCUCAUUUGAAGCCUCAUUCUUGCUGUGAAGUAGAGACACACAGCCAAAAUGAAGUAAAGUGUUCCAAUUUUGAUGGAGAGAGGGGUUCACCACCCCAGCUUUGUGACAGUGAUGCCAGGAGAGCUGCAGAGGACGCUGCAAAGCAGACCAGAACCGAAGUGGAACUUUUAGAUGAUGGCUGCAACACGAAAGAGAUCAAUGAAAGUCAAUCAAGUUUGGAAGCCACGACCAAAGAGGAGGAUCUGGAUGGCUGUGCAGCACUCCCCAUUAAUGGCACAUCCUGCAUAACAAAACAGCACUCUGCUCUCUUGCCUGGUGACACCAAUGUUGAUGAAUGUCGCCCUGAAACCGGGGUGUUGGAGGCAACUGGAAGUCUUCCAGGAUUUUCUCCCAGCAGAAUAAUUUCUGCCAUGGACAAAAAGACCAAGGAAGGAGUUACACAGGUUGGGUGCAUGGAAUCCCCAGAUGUUGACUCAGAGCACUUCUGGGGUACUAAGAGUGAUGACAUUAAACCAGGCAGCCCUCUGCUGGCUUUGUCACAAAAAUCAGAUCCUUUAGAAACAGGUUAUUCAUCUCCAGAGGAAACAGCAGCAGGAGAAACUGCAUUGGAAAAUGCAGAGAGUGUAACUGCUUCUCCUGAAGCCUGCAAAGGAGAAGCAAUAGGGGUGGAUUGCCUGAAAUGCAUAGCAGUGGCUCAGAAUUGCACAGGACUUCCUGAUCUGGUGAAUGAUCUCGCUCUUCUAAGAGCUUUGACUCAGCAUAGCACAGCAUUAGAGAGCUUGCAAAAAAUGGAGGAAAAUACCAGCAUGUUCUGUGAAACAGACACUUCUAAGGAGACACUUGAACCCCUUGAGAAAGAUGAAGCUGUAAAAGAGUUUACAGAAAUGCCUUACUCAGAAAGUUUACAGGCAUCUUCCCGUUCAUACUUUGAUUCUCCUGGCCUUAUGCCCACCUGUGUGGACAAUUUAUUACAGAAGACAGAGGCAUAUAUUGUACCAAUAGCAGCAGCCCAGAGAGACCCUGGGACAUCUGACUGGCAACCAAAGUCUCCAGGUUCCAGGACCCUUCGUAAGGGUGAUGUUGACGUUACCAGAGAAGGGAAUUUUCAAAUGAAGCCUGAUGUUAUUGAAGAGGCAGGGAUAAAUCGGUCCUCGCUGGCAUUGGAUGUGUAUCCUGAAGUGCCACCAUGGACAAUGUCACGCUCACCCUCUGACCUGAGACAAGCACAGUGGGCUGCCUGGCAGCCUGGCAAGAUUUCCUCAGAACCAACUUCCCCACUUGAUCCAGACUCUACAAUUUCUCCACCUUGGGAAAACGAGGAGACUAUUGGAGACAUCCGGGAGCCCCUGAUGCAUGGGAUCUUACCAAGUGAACCAGAACUCCCAGAUUUUUUUUUCUCCCGGGAGGAAUCCAGCUCUCCAGAGGGAUGCUGCCUCCCAGCACUCAAGGCCACGAUGAAAACACGAACUCCAUUUGUCACUCUUCCUGCCACUGGUGGGAUUCCUGGCAUGUCUGACCCCGCUGAGAGUGAGGAGGACCAGCAAUCUUUGGACUCUUCAGGAGGCAUUUUGUGCAGCGAGCCAGUGGCGUUUCCUAGGAGUGCUCCUGGCCCCGAGGACAGGAAUUAUGAAACCUCUGUGUUUGGGGAGUACAUGGAAGAGGGACAAAGGGGAUCUGUGCCACCAGUGCUCCCUAAUGUGACUGCCCGACACAGACAAAGCAAGUGGCUGAAGUAUCAAAGCCGUGCUCAGUGUGAUUUGAUCCCAGAAAACAGUGCUGAUGAGGAAGAGAACGAUGACAUCUGCGCCCAGAGCAUCCUUGGAAUGCUGCCAGGUGACACAGGAGAGGGCAGAGCCAUGAAUGCAAGUGUGAAUCCACGUGCUCCCAGCUCUGCACCGCUGCUGCCAGCCAGGAGCUCACCUGGGGAAUGCUCCAGGGCUGCCAACACCAGCCUCCCAGAUCUGGUUUCAGAGGGGAAGGUACUUUCCCUGCACUCGAGGCAGACACCUCUGGCUGCAGCCACACAAAAGGUGUUGAGUCACCUGAGCUGCCACACCGGAACAGGAGACAGCCAGGGCAUAACAAUUUCUGAGUUGUCUUUUCCUCCUGUGGAUAAAGUGAAACAUGCCAAUCUUCCUAAAAGGAAGAUUUCCAUCCCAGCUGUGUUUCAGUCUCACACUCACUACAAACAGGUUUUUAAAGCUGCUCUGACAGAGCAAUUGAACAUCAUGCUGUUUGAGCUGGCACAGAGGCUGCACAAUGCCCUCUCCAAAGUGGAUAUAUCAUUUUACACUGCUGUGAAAGGUGGGCAAGGCCAGAGCCAAGGAAGCAGUGCUCCACUCUGCAACCACAUGCACCCUGCCAAGCUGGUGAUGGUUAAAAAAGAAGGUCAAAACAAGGGUCGUUUGUUCUAUGCCUGUGAUGCCCCAAAAGCUGAGCAGUGUUCCUUUUUCAAGUGGAUUGAAGAUGUGAACCCCACACAGACAAAAUCCAGACAGAGCACAGUGCUCCAUGAUACAAAAAGUAUUGGGACUUACCUCAGGAGUCAAAAGAUUGCUGUCUAUGAGGAAUGCCAGCUUUUGGUGAGGAAAGCCUUUGAUAUUCCAACACAGCGGUACAGUAAGUUCAAGAAAUUUAUGAAUACACCUGCAAAGUUUGAUGGUGACUCCAGACCCAAAUUAUACCUGAAACUAAGCAAAAAGGAGCAUUCUUCUCUCUACAGCAGAGAUGACAUCUGGGUUGUUUCCAAGACCCUAAACUUUGAUCCCAUGGACACUUUCAUUGCCAGCAGUGCUUUCUUUGGACCAUCCUCCAACAAUGAAAUAGAAUUGCUACCACUGAAAGGCUACAGUCCCUCCAACUGGAGAUCAAACAUGUGUGUUCAUGCCUUGCUGGUUUGUAAUGCCAGUGGUGAGCUGGCAUCCUUAAGGAACAUGGAGGAGCACUUCAAUCCAUCCACAUUACCACUAAUCCCAUAUCUCCUGAAAAUGAAUUUUAAUUCUGAAAAUGCUACAAAGAGAGUCAACAGAAGGAAAUUUACUCCACCUGCCAUGAGCCUGAAAUGCUCAGUGAUGUCUGGCCCUGUGAGCUCUGAAGUGGCAAUGGGAGUGGCUGAAGAGAUGAUCCAAAGGUUCUCCCUGAACCCAGACCAAGCAGCAUCACUGAUUCACAUAGCUCAGAUGAUGACCUCCUGUGGGAACCCCAAAUCAGGGCAAGAACAUCAGAGCUUCCCCAUCACAAUCAUACGUGGUGUUUUUGGAGCUGGCAAGAGCUACUUGCUGUCUGUGGUGAUCUUGUUCCUCGUGCAGCUCUUUGAAAGCAGUGAAGCUACAGAGGGUCCAAGGGCAACUCCAUGGAAACUUCUCAUUGCUUCUUCCACCAACGUUGCUGUGGACAGGAUACUGUUGGGCCUGCUCGAUCUUGGAUUUGAGGAUUUUGUAAGAGUGGGAAGUAUAAGGAAAAUCACGAAAGCAAUUCUUCCUCAUAGUUUACAUGCAGGCUCAGGAAAUGAAAAUGAGCAGCUGAAAGAGCUGCUUGCUCUCAUGAAAGAAGAUUUGACUCCAGCUGAAAAAAUGUAUGUCAGGAAGAGCAUUGAGCAGCAUAAACUGGGGACCAACAAAACUAUUCUGCAACAGGUGAAAGUGGUUGGAGUGACGUGUGCUGCCUGCCCUUUCCCUUGCCUGAAUGCACUCAGGUUUCCUGUGGUGAUGCUGGAUGAGUGCAGCCAGAUGACUGAGCCUGCUUCUCUGCUUCCCAUUGCCAGGUUUCAGUGUGAAAAGCUUGUCCUUGUUGGAGACCCCAAGCAACUACCCCCAACUAUUCAAGGGUCUGAGAGUAUUCAUGAGCAGGGAUUGGAGCAGACUCUCUUUGACAGGCUCUGCUUAAUGGGACAUCACCCAAUCCUUCUUCGGACCCAGUACCGCUGUCACCCUGCCCUCAGUGCCAUCGCCAACGAGCUGUUCUACGAUGGAAACCUCAUCGAUGGGAUUUCUGAGGAGGACAGGGCUCCUUUAUUGGAAUGGCUCCCAACACUCUGCUUCUAUAGCAUUCAUGGCAUGGAGCAAAUUGAAAGAGACAACAGCUUUUAUAACAUGGCAGAAGCUCGUUUUACAGUCAAGCUCAUCCAGUCUCUGAUUGCAAGUGGAAUAGAAGGAGCUGCUAUUGGUGUGAUUACCCUUUACAAAUCACAAAUGUAUAAGAUCCAGAAUUUGCUCAGUGGGGUUCACUCUGAGGCUUUUGAAGUCAAGCCUGUCCAGGUGUCCACGGUGGACGCGUUCCAAGGCGCUGAGAGGGAAAUCAUCGUCCUGUCGUGUGUCAGGACCAGGCACUUCGGCUUCAUAGACUCGGAGAAGAGGAUGAACGUGGCACUGACCAGGGCCAAGAGGCACCUGCUGAUUGUGGGAAGUCUGCCCUGUCUGAGCAGGAACAGGCUGUGGGGAAGAGUAAUUCACCACUGCAAAGGAUGGGAAAAUGGCUUGCAACAUGCAAGCCAGUGCGAGCAGCAGCUAAAUGACAUUCUCAAGUCUUACUUGGAGAACUGGGAGGAAGAAGAACAGAGUAAGAAAAAGGAAAAAUAAAACAUGUAUUGAUUUUAUGAACAAAGUAUUAACUGCUUGUAAUAGCAAUAGCUCUGGUAAUUUUUAAUCUAGUAUGUAUUGAAUGUGGGGUAUUUUUGUUUGGAUCUCAGUGCAC
Ficedula albicollis (Collared flycatcher) is the source of this 6405-nucleotide messenger RNA. It is a transcript of the gene ZGRF1, whose product is annotated as zinc finger GRF-type containing 1. Gene Ontology annotation, biological process: double-strand break repair. Gene Ontology annotation, cellular component: site of double-strand break; nucleus. The record is from RefSeq and is a predicted model, not a curated record. The transcript is spliced from 27 exons. Lineage: Eukaryota; Metazoa; Chordata; Aves; Passeriformes; Muscicapidae. Gene Ontology annotation, molecular function: zinc ion binding; helicase activity. Bases 186 to 6290 code for a protein of 2034 amino acids.